GAUAGUAUAUCAAGUGUUUAUAUCAACGCCUGCGCGUUGUAAUACCUUUAGAUGCAUGUGUACCCAGUAUUACAAAAUGAUUUGCACAUUAAAAUACUGAACACCUCAUAGUUAUGAAAUAUUAAUUAAAGUGGUCACAUUUGUAAUAAUAACAAUGGCCGACCAAGAUGCAAAUAAUAAUAAUCUUCCUUUAAGAGAAAAUUUAGUAAAAACUGCAGUGGAAUUUUUACAAAAUCCUAGGGUACAAAGUAGUCCUGUAGGACGUAAACAGGAAUUUCUUAGGAAAAAGGGUUUAACAGAGGAGGAAAUUAAGACCGCUUUUGAAUUAGCUUCUGUUGAUAGAAUGGUUGAUCAAAAUGUUGUUCAUAGUUCAAGUGAUUACACAGUGGUUCCUAUUCCACCACGCCAUAUGUAUUCAUACCUUCAACCACAUCCAUACCAAAUAACUCUUUUUCACAAAAUUAAAGAAUUCUUCAAUGCUACUGCUUUAAUCGGAGCUACUAUAUAUUGUGUUUAUUGGUUCUACAAGAGAUUCAUUGAACCAUUCCUAUUUGGUCGGAAAAAAAAUAAUAGUAUAAAAGACUCAGUCACAAAAUUAGAUGAAACAAUUCAAAAUUCUAUGAAAGAAGUAAAGCAAUCAAUUUCAAAAGUUGAGAGUGAUGUACAAAAGUUGACACAGAAUCAGUCUAUUGACCCAAUGAUACCUCAAUUAUAUAUAUAUAUAUAUAUAUAUGUGUGUAUAUCAAGAUUUCGAAUUUUAAACAGAAAGCAAUUUCCAAGCGUACCGGCGUCUAUACCAUCUAUAUCUAUACCAUCAUGGCAAUUAGAUGCUGCAAGUAUAAGUCAGGAAAAACCAACUGAACGAGAAGAUGAUGCUGGAAGUGGAAAUAGCGCUAAUAACUCAGAUAGUUCUCUGGAAAUGAUCCGUGAAGAUCCACCUAAGGUGUAA
Habropoda laboriosa is the source of this 949-nucleotide messenger RNA. RefSeq names its product peroxisomal membrane protein PEX14 (gene Pex14). Gene Ontology annotation, cellular component: peroxisomal membrane; peroxisomal importomer complex. Gene Ontology annotation, molecular function: signaling receptor binding. NCBI's taxonomy places the organism in Eukaryota, Metazoa, Arthropoda, Insecta, Hymenoptera, Apidae. The coding region runs from base 155 to 949 and encodes 264 amino acids. The transcript has 4 exons. Gene Ontology annotation, biological process: protein import into peroxisome matrix, docking. The record is from RefSeq and is a predicted model, not a curated record.